Ceratina calcarata is the source of this 1519-nucleotide messenger RNA. RefSeq names its product SUZ domain-containing protein 1. Lineage: Eukaryota; Metazoa; Arthropoda; Insecta; Hymenoptera; Apidae. The coding region runs from base 227 to 745 and encodes 172 amino acids. The record is from RefSeq and is a predicted model, not a curated record. The transcript is spliced from 4 exons.
GUUCCUUGAUAUUCAAAGAAAGUAUACGUCAUUAUUAUUGCUGCUAGUAACUUGUAGUGCGCAUGGGUAAAAAAUCCCACGAUGUGCCCAUCACUGCUCUCUACCUUUAUAUCACACUGCUGAUCACACACAUACUCUUCAAGAUUCAUGCGAUUCGAGCAAGAGGUUGUUAAGUUUUUCCUUAGGCGACUGUGUUGAAAGCACUAAAUUUCGACGAUUGUUAACAAUGGACGACGUGCUCGAAUGUUGGGAGGAAAUCGAAGAGUCGGAGGUACCCAAAUUCGUUUCUCGUGCACUUGACAAGAAGUUGGAUGCCCUUCAGCUGAACGCUGUCAAAACGUUGGAGGAAAUAGAAUCCUCUAGUUUCAAAACUGGAAAUAACGGGAACAGCAGGAUGAUAAUGUUAGGAGACGAUGCGAUGAGGUCUCAGUAUGUACCACCGAAACCUACUGUAAAAAUCUUAAAAAGACCCACGAGGGAUUCGCAGGGAAGCGGGGACGGGCCUUUAGUGAACGGCGAAAAACCGAAACAGCCCAUUAAAUCUUUAAAACAGAGAGAACAGGAAUACGCGGAAGCAAGAAAGAGGAUUCUCGGCGAAGAGAAGAGCCCAGAGGAGAAGAUACUGCAAGAGAUAAGUCGGAUCCAACCGAAGUCGAUAAAUCCUAGCAACAGCGGUGUGCCCACCAACGUUCUUCGUAUGCCGAUAGGACCGGACGGUUCCCGGGGUUUCAAUGUACGCAGGUAGCGCGUCUCCAGAGAUUCGAGUCUCUUCACCCAUCCACUCUUUUCUCCUCUCCCCGCCGAUUAGGCGGGGAAGGGAAACAGCUAUGAGGCUGACGGCAGAGAACGAAAAACGAAGUAACAUUUCUGACCGAAGCGGAGUUCAACCGCUGCUCCUGCGCUCCUGGAAACAGGAUGCACCGACGUAUAGUUGCUGCUGAUACGCACUGCUACGUAUUAUCGGGAAGACCAAGGCUAUAAAUUGAUAUACUAAGUAUUUAAUAGCAGCAAGAAACGAUAAUUGCUUCUAAUCGUUGUUGAUGAUUUAUACUUUUAUUUGUUAACGCGUUGAUUGUCUUUCGAUCAUUAAAACUUUCACAAGACUGAGAAUCGUAUUCUCAUGAGAAUAAGUGACCUGUGAUGACUAUAAGAAUCGUUUCAUCAGAGAAAUGAAUCGAGUCCAAUGACUAAGUUGAACAAUCAACUGUACAGUUCCGCGCAUCAAAUUUUCCUAUUGCGUAUUUUGUCGACCACACAAGUAACGCAGAAAAUUAGCUCGACGAUCAAUGCGUUAAUCCAUUUAACUAGGGUUUUUAUAACAAUUGGAAUAACGAAAAGAGAUAACCAAAAGAAUGAUUAACUGUACAUACUAAAAUGAAAGCCGAUAAUUUAAGAGUAUUUAAAGUCGAGAAGUUCGACGUGACACAAAGAUAACUAUUUUAAUUUCUAUAAUAAAGUUGUACAUUGUUAAUUAAGCGAUCAAAAUGGAUUGUAUAAUAAAAAGAUUCCUCUUUAUAUA